Messenger RNA from Pelodiscus sinensis (Chinese soft-shelled turtle), 1505 nucleotides. The record is from RefSeq and is a predicted model, not a curated record. Lineage: Eukaryota; Metazoa; Chordata; Testudines; Trionychidae.
CUUCUGUACCCCAUCUCCACAUAGAGAAGCGGAUGGAGGGAGCUUGGCAAUGCAAAUCUCUGUCACUCUCACAUGCUGUGUGUGUGUCCCUCAUUCUCACAAAGACCAGCUGUCCUUCACUUUCAGCUCCUGACCUAACACAUACCUGGGAGCAGUUGGUCAUGGUGGAAUUGUCAGGAAUUAUCGAUUCAGACUUUCUAGAAAAAUGUGAAAACAAAUGCAAGGUUUUGGGAAUAGACACAGAGAGGCCCAUUUUGCAAGUGGACAGAUAUGUCUUUGCUGGGGAGUAUGAAGAUACUCUUGGAACCUUUGUGGUGUUUGAAGAAAAUGCAGAGCCUGAUGCAGAAGGAAACCAAAAACUACAGCUGAAAUACAAGUGCCAUACAAUGAAGAAGCUGAACAUGACACGGACACUUCUGUCUGAAAAGAAGGAAGGAGAAGAGAACAUAGGUGGUGUGGAGUGGUUACAGAUCAAAGACAAAGAUUUCUCAUACAACAGACCUAAUAUGAUUUGUAAUUUUCUGCAUCAAAAAGAAGAUUCUGAGGAGACAGCACAGGCCCAGGACAAACUGGCAGAUGAGUCAGAGGGAGAGGUCAGUGACAAAGGGAACUCUGACCUGAGUUAUGAACUGGAGAAACAGCAUAUCAUGGACAUGGAUGACUCUGUCUCUCUCCUUGGUAGCCCUGUCUCUGAAGCAGAGAACUCUCCUUCAGGAAUUGCCCAGGACAUUACCUUAGAUGAUGCUCCUAGUUGAUAUCAUGUCUGCAUCAUCAAGAAGUGAUGAUUAAUGGAAUUAGUUAAUACCAUGAACCAUAUUUUAAAAGUCCCCUCAACCUGAUUUCCACUUUAUCUGAGUAAUUAAUAGUGAGUGCAAAACAGCACCCACAAAUUUGGAAGCCAUUUUUAGGUCUUGAAUGUGAUGAUUUUAGUCUCCACCUCUGUUAAAUAUGCAUGCCUCUCCAGCAUCUGGCCUCUUGAGUUGAAGAACAGAAAUAAAUGACUAAAUGAGAAGGAGACACCACAAGAAAAACUGAUACAUUGCACAUCCAUAAUUAUUAGUAAAAUAUUUUCUUUAAGAUAUCUGUUGCAAAAUAAAGUCAUGACAUUUUCUGUUAUGAUUUCAGCUUGGAAAUUCAUGUCCUUGCCCCUGUGCAUGUUCCUUUCAGGUAAAGCUAUACAAGUGACCUUUUGAUAAGAUUCGUUGGCACCCUACAAAACACAUCUGAUUUGUGUUUGGUAGCCUCUUUCUUUCCUCCUCCAAUUCCAUAUGGACCCCAAUAGGAGACCACUUCUGGUCAGAAUGUUUUAAUCAGCAGUUAGUUUGCAGAGUGAUCUAGGAGUGUUUUUUCAACAAAUGGCAGAAUGCAUUUUUGGUUUUUUUGUAACAUCUCACUGAGUUGAAUAGAAUCUCACCCCUUUUUUGUCCAUUUUGCACCAGUGAUUCAUUGAUAUACAGGCAGUCCCUGAUUUACGCGGAUCCGCACUUACGAAAGGGGCUCUCUCG